AUGGCGGCAUACUGUGACGCGGUCCGCCAGCUCGAGCACAAGUUCGAUGGUCUCGAGCUCAACCACGUCGCGAGAUGCUUCAAAGAGGCAGCUGACGAGCUAGAAAAAGUGGUGUCUGGCCAGAAGCCAGUCCCCGAUGGUGUCUUUAUCAGUGACCAGCAUAAGCCCUCGAUCCACUACGAGGAGCCAGGAGAGGUCGGCAACGCGCCACCUGUCCCGGACUCGGGAGCUGACCCUUCCGACCCUAAGGUUAUGGAGAUCGACACAGAUCCAGCAGAGGGGGCCGACCCCCCGCCUGACUGGAGAGCCCCGUACCUUGAUUACCUCAUCUGCGAGUUGCUCCCGACGAACAAGACAGAGGCGCGAAGGAUCACCCGCCGCGCCAAAUCCUUCAUCGUCAUCGAUCGGGAACUCUACAAGCGGAGCCAUACCGGCAUCCUGCAACGCUGCAUCCCAAUCGAGUAG
This is a messenger RNA of Setaria italica (foxtail millet), 465 nucleotides long. RefSeq lists its product as uncharacterized. The transcript has a single exon. The record is from RefSeq and is a predicted model, not a curated record. NCBI's taxonomy places the organism in Eukaryota, Viridiplantae, Streptophyta, Magnoliopsida, Poales, Poaceae. Bases 1 to 465 code for a protein of 154 amino acids.